This is a messenger RNA of Pundamilia nyererei, 557 nucleotides long. RefSeq names its product serine protease 27-like. Gene Ontology annotation, biological process: proteolysis. The transcript has 2 exons. The record is from RefSeq and is a predicted model, not a curated record. Bases 38 to 340 code for a protein of 100 amino acids. NCBI's taxonomy places the organism in Eukaryota, Metazoa, Chordata, Actinopteri, Cichliformes, Cichlidae. Gene Ontology annotation, molecular function: serine-type endopeptidase activity.
AACAGACCCGAAGGAGCAGGUGGACAUCUUGUAUGACAUGAUCUGUGCUGGAUACCAGGAGGGCGGCAAGGACUCCUGCCAGGGUGAUUCAGGAGGACCUCUUGUUUGUCAGAUGGUAAACGGGUCCUGGGUUCAGGCUGGGGUGGUGAGUUUUGGAACUGGCUGUGCUAACGCAAACAGGCCAGGUGUGUAUACCAAGCUGACCAGCUACUCAGAUUUCAUUAGAAGCACAAUACCAGAGAUUCAACUCUAUGGCCAUGCUAAUCAAAACAAGUGUGCAGGGGCUCUUGUUGUGUUGUUCAGCUGUGUGAUCGCUCUAGUGAUGGUACUUCAGAAAUAAGACUCUGAAAGAUGUAAAGCAAUCGGAAUUCGCAAAACUGAUUGUAACGAGUAUAGGUGGUUCAGAUUAUUCACAAUCACAAUAUUUUACUUUGUAUCUAACAUGCAAAUGAUGACAAACUGAUUUCUUCUAUAUGCUGAGGUUGUAUUUUAAAUCAAGUGAGUAAACAUUAUCUUUUGUACUUGAAAUAAAUUGUGGAUUUGAUACCUGAAGCCAA